AUGGCAGACAUCAACGAGCCCCACUUUCGCCUCUUCCUCGCAUGUCUCCUCUCCUCAUCCUACAACUUCAACCCCCGCGGCACCGAAGAUGUCUCCCACGCACUGUGGGCUGACGUCUUCUAUGAUUUGACCAAGGGCCAAACACGACUUUUCGCCACUCCCCAGUUCCUAAUCUACAAGAGUGGUGGAGGCAGGCGCCGGAAACGUGGAAAGAAGAAGGUUCCUGGUCUCGGAGAAGGUUCAUACGGCGCAGAUAUUUCAGAUGUGCUAGAGGGGCUCGACGGUGCCCUAGACCCAAACGUGUCGAAGGAGACCAUUCCCGAUAGCACUGCUCGAGGUGUUGUCGUCGACUUUUGCACUCUCCUUCUCCAGUUCAAAUGGGAACAGCGCCCCUCGAGGACAGUCACCCCUCCGGCAGAUCAUUUUACCAAGGCGUCCAUCACCAUCGUCCUCGUUCCUGUGCUCACCGAGCUGAAGCGACAAGCGACCCGGAGCGCCCUUACCAUUUUGGUGUUCCUUCGCGACCUCGCUGCAAAGCUUGGAAAAGCCCAGGCUCAGGCUUACGACCAAGCACAUUGUCUAUUCUCUUCCCCCAGAUUUGCGACUCAAAACCGGGUGUUGUUGAUUGCGGGAUGUGGUGAUUGGUGGACAUGGAGGGUGGUCUAUAGAGAAGACUUUCUACGUCGCUUCAACAAGGAAUCAUACGACCACGCGCGGAGGGUGGAGGAGGUGUCGCUUCCCUCGUCGGAGGAGGAGGAUGCAGAUGAGUCGGACACUGAUUCCCUUUUCGAGCCUUUUGAAACGGACAAAAUGCAAUCGAAGCGAGAGGAAUCGGGAUCGAAGGCAAAGUCUAACGAAGAGUCGGGAGACGACGACGAUGUCGGUGACGUUGCCGAUGAUGAAGCAGACACCAAGCAGAAAAGGAAGAAGGCGACGAAAAACUCUGGCCAGACCCUUGCUAGGCUUUUCCGUCGGUGUGGUCGUCAGGAGAGCCAGUUGACCGCCGAGGAGACAAUUCAGCGACUCAAUUCUCUCUGCGAUAAGCUGGGGAAGCAGAGGGUCUACAGCACCAAGGACGUCCGUGUCGCUCUCGCCCUUACAUCGAAACUCGCACUACUUGGUCAAAGACACUACUUCACGAUAGAGGCAGCUUUGGGCACGAUGCCGGAGACCCCUCCUAAAGCCAUAGAGGCCAACUUCCAUCACUCACAAUGGUCAGGUGUCAUGCGCCUAGGUACUCCUGUUUCCGAUCAGACCCUUGAACUCAUCAAGAAAGAUUUGCCUUCUCCCGAUAUUUGGAAACAGGGACACCCCUCUACCUCAAGCUCUUAG
Coprinopsis cinerea okayama7#130 is the source of this 1332-nucleotide messenger RNA. RefSeq lists its product as hypothetical. Lineage: Eukaryota; Fungi; Basidiomycota; Agaricomycetes; Agaricales; Psathyrellaceae. The record is from RefSeq and is a predicted model, not a curated record. The coding region runs from base 1 to 1332 and encodes 443 amino acids. The transcript has a single exon.